AUGUCGUCAGACGAAAUCGUUUGGCAGGUUAUUAACCAACAAUUCUGCUCUUUCAAGCUCAAGACUACGAAGGAUCAAACUUUUUGUCGCAACGAAUACAAUGUUACUGGUCUCUGUAAUCGACAAUCAUGUCCUCUCGCAAACUCCCGAUAUGCUACUAUUCGCGCAAAUCCUCAAACCGGUACACUUUACCUUUACAUGAAAACAAUUGAAAGAGCACACAUGCCAUCGAAAUUAUGGGAGCGCGUAAAGCUAUCUUCCAACUAUGCCAAUGCAUUGGUACAAAUCGACGAUAAAUUGAAGUACUGGCCCAACUUCCUCAUUCACAAGUGCAAGCAGAGACUCACAAGAUUGACGCAAGUCGGUGUUCGCAUGAGAAGAUUGGCCAAAGAGGAAGAUAGAUUGGGCGAAAAACUUGUUCCAAAAAUGGCGCCUAAGGUUAGAAGAAGAGAAGAAACCAGAGAAAGAAAGGCAAUGGCAGCUGCUAAGGUUGAGAGAGCGAUUGAAAGAGAAUUGAUUGAAAGAUUGAGGAGUGGUGCUUAUGGUGAUCAACCAUUGAACGUCAGCGAAUCUAUUUGGAAGAAGGUUUUGAAAGGUCUGGAGAGACAAGGAGAAGGAACUAGAGAUGAGGAUAUGGAUGAAGGGAUCGAAGAGGAUGAGUUUGAGGAAGAAGGAGAAUAUGAAGAUGAAGAGGGCGUUGGCGACGUAGAGUACGUUAGUGACUUGGGAGAAGAUGAAGAGGAUUUGGAAGAUAUCGAGGAUUGGCUUGGAAGUGAUGAGGAGGAAGCUACUGGUGAAGAAGAUAGCGAAGAUAGUGAGAGUGACAGCAGCGAGGAUGAUAAGGCUAAGAAGAAUGCUACUGGCGCAAAGAGAAAGAGAGCACCAAUUUCCAAAACCAAGCCAAAGAAGAGAAUCUCGAAGAUGGAAGUCGAAUACGAACAAGAGCUCGAAGGACCACAACGAGAAUUGGCUUUCUAA
Molecule: messenger RNA, 978 nt
Organism: Botrytis deweyae
Lineage: Eukaryota; Fungi; Ascomycota; Leotiomycetes; Helotiales; Sclerotiniaceae
Exons: 2
Coding region: 1-978 (325 amino acids)
Biological process (GO): maturation of 5.8S rRNA; maturation of LSU-rRNA
Cellular component (GO): nucleolus; preribosome, large subunit precursor
Source: RefSeq, a predicted model, not a curated record